This is a messenger RNA of Gamsiella multidivaricata, 1351 nucleotides long. RefSeq lists its product as uncharacterized. The transcript has a single exon. The record is from RefSeq and is a predicted model, not a curated record. NCBI's taxonomy places the organism in Eukaryota, Fungi, Mortierellomycota, Mortierellomycetes, Mortierellales, Mortierellaceae. Bases 271 to 927 code for a protein of 218 amino acids.
UACUUCCUGACCUUUUACACCAUAGCACCACCACAUGUACCAUUUCCCGUAGUAUAAAAGCCCAUUCAGUGGGCGCCCCAAGUCAUAUCGUACCAUACUUAUUUAAAGUCCACAUCCCCGCCUUUCUCUCCUCUCACUCUCAAGUUCUACUACUUCUGCUUUCUUUUCAACUCUUCCCCCACCAUCGCCCCUUUGACCUUUCACAAUCAAACCGUGCAAUCCUCCUUCGAUCCAAUCUUCCGUGUUCUCCAACCAACUAUCAGACAAGCCAUGGUUCAAGCACACUCAAGCACGUUCUUGCUAUCAUCCUUCCUCCUGGCCUUGAUCGCUCUAUCCCAGGAUCCCGCUCUUAUCCACGUCAACGCCGCACCCAUCUCUAGGCUCCUAUCCAUCAUACCCCCAUACUCCUCCUCCCCAGCAUCAAUACCUUUGCCACAACCCUUGAACGCACAGCCCUUGCGUCACACUUCGCCGUUUGCACAGCCAUCACACGGGAGAGCCCGGAUUCGUCGAGUGCCAACCCAGAGACUUGUUGCGCAUCAACGAAGAGCUCUUCCUGUUGAGUCUCCAGAUCAGACAGGCGGUGAUCCAGAUAAGACAUCGUACAUUCUUCACCAGUCACCACAGCAAUCACAGCCGCAGCAGCAGCAGUAUCCACAACAGCAGCAGCAGGAGUCAUCAUCUCCGAUUCAUACCAGAGCAGUGCUUCCAGAGCAAUGGUCCGAUCGUACACUUGAAGGCCACGCCGUCUUGGACGAUGACGAUGAUGAUGCUGGAAACGAGCUACUUGACACAGAGGCCGAUAACAUGUUUAGACCCGACGCUGACGAGGAGGUCGAUGGCACCAUCGAGGGCGAGCUUCUCGAAGAAGAUGAAGAAGAAGACGACGGGGCCAUGGACGAGGGGCCGGAGACAGCCGAAGCCUAGACGGGCGAUGGGUCCAGAAAUCGUCUCUGGUUUGCACGCAUGGGCUCGCAAGGGGGAGGCCUUGGGAAGAUCGGGCGUUGCACAAAGCCAAUGACGAAGAUCGUGGCGAGUCUAGUAGUGCACAGUCAAGGAUGACCGAUACUUGACGUUGUUCGCGCGCGCUUUCAAAUCGCUUAGCGCACGAGUAUGGUUUAGUUCCGCGUACUUUUUUUUUAUAUAUCUCUGCGGGACGUUUUUUCAUUGCGUCUCAGCUGAAAAGAUGGGCGGUCGGCUUGGGGGGCGGGGGACGGGCGAAUUCUCCAUUCCAUUCUCUCUGUACAUACAUAGCCAGAUACAUGCACACUUGUACAUAGCACCUUGUAACAUAUUCCCAGAAUCCCAGAACAUUAGAAUAAAACUAGCGACGCGCUUAGCUUCAAACAUA